AUGAUGGGCGUACCACGCUCGCGGAGGCAAUCUAUCGAAUGCCACGGAUGCAACAUACCUCCGCCAUCCCCCCAACCUUCUUCGGCCUUCGAGGACAUCUUCGACGUCGAUUCGCCUGUGUCGAGGCCUGUCAGCGAGGCCUUUAUGUCUGGAACCUCCACACCAAACGGCACAAUAGGUUCUCGACCACCAUCUCUGACGGAAAUUCUUCUCGAUGUUGCGUCGCCACCAUGGACCCUCAGCGCCUUCAUGGCCUACCUCUCGCAAAACCACUGCAUGGAGAGCCUCGAAUUUACGCUUGAUUCGCAACGGUACGCCGCCUUUUACAGCGAGAUGAUUACCAACAACCCGAACCGCACCCAAGAGACCAACGACCGUAUCUGUAUUUUGUGGGAAAAGCUUAUGCAGGUUUACAUCAUUCCUUGUGCGCCUCGAGAGGUCAAUCUCCCGGCCCGUAUCCGUGAUCAACUGCUCGGCCUUCCUUGCGGCCCAAUCCCCCCUCACCCCGCACAGUUGGAUGAGGCCGGCCGGAUCCUCUAUGAACUCAUGAACGAUUCUCUACUUUUACCUUUUCUCCAAUCUGUCGCUCCCAUGCAGCUUGAUGGACCCGUCGACGAGCAUGGACGCGGGUCUCGCCGUUCCUCAAACAGCAACACUCGAAUGGGCGCGCCCGUCCGCUCAUUGAACUCGAUGCAUCAUACUGACCCCGAGUCCCUGACUGACGACAGUGACUGUAACUCGACUCCUGGUAUGGAGCCCAUGACUCCCCCCACCACACCGCCUACUUCUGAAUGGGCUUUUACCACUUCCCCAGGGGGUCUUCAACGUGCUGUCGUGUCAUUGCCUGAAUCAUCCGACGAAGCCUAUUGGACUCAUGAGAUUUCUCAAGAAGCUCUUCAGACCGAAGGCUCAUAUCAUGGUCACCCACUGCAUAGCAACUCGAAUGCUGCGGAUGAUGGUUGGUACCACAACCCUGACCUCCAACAAGAAGGCGGUUUUGGCGAUGGCACGGCCGCGAAAUCUGACACCGCUCGAUGCGGUGCGAAGGCGUCUUUCGUGCAAAGGGACAUACGCAUGAGAAGACGACAGAACAAGCCCCCGGAGCUUGUAACCAAUAUGCAGUCGGCGAGGCAUAAGUCCACUGCUCAGUCCCAGCAUGCUUCCGCCACACCUUUAUAUCGUCCUGAUCUGCUUGCUCCACCAGUAUUCUCCGACUAUGCAGAAAACAACAACGUCGAUAACACCUCGAUGCCAAUGACUGAUGUGUCAAAUUAUCUGCCCACACCCACUACCAGCAACGAGGACAUGAGGUGCCCAUCGACAAGUUUAGAAACGGAAGCGUUUAGAUACGCCUCUCCGAUAGAGGACAUGUAUGGAUGGGAUGCGGAACUUGAGAGGCGUGAAGCUUCACCAAGCCGGGAUUCGAUUAGCUCCACUGAGGGUCUUGAUGCCUUUGCUCUCAGCUACAGACGAGCCAACGGUAGCAAGCAUAGCUUGCUGCAGCGAGUCUUCCGCGUUGGCUCUUCGUCAUCUGUGGGCAAGAUGGAAACAGCUGUCUGA
Fusarium subglutinans is the source of this 1560-nucleotide messenger RNA. RefSeq names its product regulator of G signaling. Bases 1 to 1560 code for a protein of 519 amino acids. Lineage: Eukaryota; Fungi; Ascomycota; Sordariomycetes; Hypocreales; Nectriaceae. The transcript has 2 exons. The record is from RefSeq and is a predicted model, not a curated record.